AUGCGUUCGAACAACCUUCUCAUGCUCGCCGGUUUGGCGAGCACAGCUCUCGCCUACCCAACCGACAUGGCCAUGGACCGUCGUACCGUUGGCCUCGAUAUCGACGUCGAUAUUAGCCUGAACUUGGGCGGUCUCCUCUCCGGCCUCCUUGGUGGUGGCCACGAGCAGAGCCCCGCUAAGCUCCUCGACGGUAUCAACGCAAAUGCCGCCGCGGCCCUCCAGGCUGGUGCAAUGGGUGUUAAGGCUGGUUCCGUUCACGCCAAGGCUCGCAAGGAGCUUGCCGCCUGGCUGCGCGCUGAUGUCGGUGUUCACCUCGAUGCUUCCCUCCGCUCUCCCCUCCUCAAGUGGGCUACUGGUGGUGAUGGCGACAUCCUCGACGUCGACGUCUCUGCUGGUCUCUCGGUCCUGAGCCCACACGCCGCCGAUGUUGCUGCCAAGGGUGGCCUCAUUGUUACCCUUGACGGUAUCCUUGGUGCUGCCGACAUUGAGGCCCAGGUUGUCCUGAGCGCCUCGCUCCAGGACAAGCUUGCUGCUUUCCUCAAGGGCUCCGGUGCCGCCCACCUUGGUGCCGACGUCAAGGCCGGUCUCCACCUUGCCGCUGGUGGUGGUCUCGUCAGCAGCAUGAACUCCGAUGUCAAGUCUGCUCUCCAGGCCUACCUCAACGGCCCCAAGGUCACCCUUGGUGCCUCCAUUAAGACCGCUCUCCUCGCCUGGUUGGAGGGCAAGUCUGCUGACGGUGUUGUUGCUAUCGGCAACGUCCCCGCUGGCGGUCUCACCACCAUCUCCGUUGGUGCUGACAUCGGUGCCCGUGUUGGCGCUGACGGUCUCGCUACCGACACCGCCAAGGCUGGUCUCGGUGCCUUCCUCAAGGCUGACAUUGCUGCCGACCUCGACGCUGACAUCAAGGCUGCCCUUGAGCUCCUUGUUAACGGCAAGGCUUCUUCCGCUCUCGACACUAAGUCUCGUACUGCUCUGGUUAAGUGGCUCUCUGGUUCUGACGUCUCUCUCGGUGUUGAGCUCCAGGCCGUUGUUCUGCUCUGGUUGUCCGUUGGUGUCGAUGUUGACAUCAGCGUCAACCUUGGCGGUGGUCUGAUUGGCAACCUGCUCACCUUCGUCCUCGACACUGUCACUGAGCUCCUCUCGAGCAUCCUGGGCGGUGUUCUCUCCAUCCUUACCGGUGGUGAGAGCCUGCUCUCGCUGUCUCUUGAGGCUCGUGCUCAGUUGGCUGCUGUCAUCGCUGGUGCUGUCGACAUUGACAUCACCUCUGACAUCCGCCUGACCCUUCUCGGAUGGUUGACUGGUGUUGACCUCAACGGCUCUAUCGUCAUUGGCACCAUCUCUGGCUCCAGCUCGUCUGCUUCUCCUUCCGGUACUCCCUCCUCUGGCAACAACGGUCCUCUGUCGUCCAGCGCCGCCGCCUCCCCUACCCCCAGCGGUGAGAGCCCCGUCAACGGCAGCCCUUCCGGCUCUGCCUCCGGUGCUUCUUCCACCCCCUGCGACACCUUGACCUCUGAGAGCGUUGUUCCCAUUGCCACCAACUCCGAGGGUGUUCCUUCUUCCUCCUCCGUCCCCGUCCAGGUGCCCUCUGGCCCCGCUCCUCGUCCCUCGAGCUCCACCCCCGCCUCGAGCCCUGUUGUCCCCACCCCCUCGAGCGUCGCUCCCGUCUCGUCUGGUGCUGCUUCGUCCACCCCCUGCGACACCUUGACCUCUGAGAGCGUUGUCCCCGUUGCCACCAACUCUGAGCAGGCACCUUCUUCUUCGUCGGUCCCUGUCCAGGUUCCCUCUGGCCCCGCUCCUCGUCCCUCGAGCUCGACCCCUGCCUCUGGCACUGUCAACGUGAUCCCUACUCCUUCCAGCGUCGCUCCUGUCUCCUCCAGCGCUGCUUCGUCCACCCCUUGUGACACCAUCACCUCGGAGUCCGUGAUCCCUAUCGCUACCAGCUCUGAGGCUCCUCAGCCUUCCGUCCCUGCCCAGCAGCCCUCGAGCCCUGCUGCUCAGCCUUCUUCCAGCAGCACCGUUCCUGUCAUUCCCGUCCCCUCGAGCCCUGCUGCUGAGUCCUCCAGCACUCCCUCUUCCACUCCUUGCGACACCAUCACCUCCGAGACUGUGAUCCCCGUCGCCACCAACUCUGAGGAGCAGACCACCGUUGUCCAGGCCACUGGCACCGGCUCCACCGUCGACGUUGUUGUCCCCACCACCACCCCGGCUGUCCGUCCCUCGAGCCCGGCCCCCCAGCCCUCCGCUGGCCCCAGCACCGUCCCGGUCAUCCCCGUGCCUGCCUCGCCCUCGUCGAGCCCCGCCUCGUCGACCCCCUGCGACACCAUCACCUCGGAGACCGUGAUCCCCAUCGCUACCAGCUCCGAGGCCCAGCCUGUCCCCGUGCAGACUCCCUCGUCGGUGCCCGCUCAGCAGCCAUCCGCUAGCCCCAGCACCGUCCCGGUCAUCCCCGUGCCUGCCUCGCCCUCGUCGAGCCCCGCCUCGUCGACUCCCUGCGACACCAUCACCUCGGAGACCGUGAUCCCCAUCGCCACCAGCUCUGAGACCCCCGACGUCGAGGCCACCCAGGCCCCCAGCCCCUCCACCACCUCUGUUGAGGUUCCCCAGACUCCUGCCGCUGCCUCCAGUACUCCUUGUGACACCAUCACCUCGGAGUCCGUCGUUCCCAUCGCCACCAGCUCUGAGACUCCUGCUCCUCUGAGCACCCCCGCCUCCUGCGCUAGCUGCGCUCCUCGUGUGGUCACCGUCACCACCACCGUGAGCGUCCCUGUCUGCACUCCUACUGCUUAA
Molecule: messenger RNA, 2787 nt
Organism: Aspergillus chevalieri
Lineage: Eukaryota; Fungi; Ascomycota; Eurotiomycetes; Eurotiales; Aspergillaceae
Product: putative cell wall protein
Exons: 2
Coding region: 1-2787 (928 amino acids)
Source: RefSeq, a predicted model, not a curated record